Molecule: messenger RNA, 675 nt
Organism: Akanthomyces muscarius
Lineage: Eukaryota; Fungi; Ascomycota; Sordariomycetes; Hypocreales; Cordycipitaceae
Exons: 5
Coding region: 1-675 (224 amino acids)
Biological process (GO): RNA processing
Molecular function (GO): ribonuclease III activity
Source: RefSeq, a predicted model, not a curated record
AUGCCUUUUCGUGAACACGGGCCGUCGCGGGAUGUGGCGUUUUGUGGACAUGCCAACAGUAGGGAGUUUGAAUUCCGGUUCGGAAAUUUUAUUACGGAACUCGAGUCAAAAAUCGGGUAUGCUUUCAUCGACAGGACGCUCGCGGCAGAGUCCCUCAAUCAUGGUGGCCGUCACGAAUCCUGGUAUCUCCUCGACGGCCAGCGCAAGUCGAUUCCAAGAAACGAUCGACUUUCUCUAUAUGGCAAUGCAGCCUUAUACUACCUGCUCGCUCAAGACUGGUACACGGGCGACUGGGAUAAAGCUACGUGGACCCUGAUUCGCAAAAGGGUCCUCAGCCAUGACUCCCUCGCCGAGACGGGCCUCUCAUUCGGCCUUCAUCUCUGCCUAAAGAUGACGGCGGGAACUCCUUCCGUUUCGAAGAAGAUGAUGGUGACGGCCGAUGAGGCUAUCCUUGGAGCGGUGCGUCUGGACGGCGGCGAGGACGCGCUCCGCCGUGUGUUGAAAAGUCUUUACAUAGUCAGGACAUACGAGCGUUCUACUGCAAAGGCUGCAUUACUCAACCCGGGAGCGAAUUUGUCACAAAUUGCUAUUGGGAGACUUUUAUACAUUGAGAAAAGCAACGUAACCCCUAGAUUAACCAAGACGAACCACUUGCUGCAUUCAUCAAAAAGGUAA